GCUAGUACGCCGGUGACAAGUGCGCCGGGACACCGAGCGUCCACCGGUCGUAGUCCCGUAAGGCAGCUGGGUCCCGGUACAAGGGAUACCGGUGGGCUGCCGGCAUCCGGUGCAAGGGACCCUGGUGCAACCGGUGCACCGGUGGAUGCAAGCUAUGCCUUGCCUGGUGCAGGGACGGGUGGCGGCUUCAAGAUUACAGGUGGUGGCUCAAUGUUCCUGAAAUCACGACAGAAGGCCAACACGACCACCACUACAUCUUCGUCAGUCUCCCCCCAGUCAACCGCCACUAGUCCCAGCUAUGAGCAGAGGCGCAUCACUGACCCAUCCGAACAAGGUGUCCAAGAAUUCUCCGACAAACCAACGCACCGUUUCGAGCAGAUUCACGAUGACGUGGAGUCUCUGCAGUCUCUAAUUGACGAGGUAGCCUCGCGAGUGGAGUCAAGGUCACACUCACACGAGGCGGCCUCGCGAGGGGAGUCAAGGUCACACUCACACGAGGCGGCCUCGCGAGUGGAGUCAAGGUCACACUCACACGAGGCGGCCUCGCGAGGGGAGUCAAGGUCACACUCACACGAGGUCCCUUCCUUCCCGCUCAAGGGCAUCCUAAGGGAUUCGUCACCCACCAGUAGGGCCGCUGCACUCUGGGAUGUCGAUCCUUCCCUUAUGACAGCCGAAGAGAAAACAGCCCUGAAAAAUCAGGAGUUGGAGGAUGAGAGGAAGCGAAGUGUAAGAUUUGCCGAUUUCGAAAAGCUGCCACUGGACAUCCGGUUCGAGAUGCCAGACUCUGAAGACAGCCUCACUCCCAGUUCCGAUGGAAAGGAGGAGUGGGAGUCUGAUGAUGAUAAACAACUAGCCGCCGAUCUUGCAGAUGCCUCAUCCUUGAACAACAACGAUCUCAAGAAAGAACUAUUCAAGCUCGACAACUUAAACUCCAGGACAAACGUUCUCGAUGACUUGAACAAGCUGGAAACAAACUGGCUGGAAGUGAAAAACAAACGAGAGAGAGAGAAUAAAGACGAGAGCGACUUACUAAAUCGACUGUCUCAGUUAAAACAGAAGGAGAUUGAAAUAUUCAACGAUAACAGCACAGUUAACGAGAAGAUAGUAAAUAAAAAUCUCAAGUGUUUAGAUAACAACAAUUUCACACCAAAUAUCAAGCUCGAUUUGUGGGAUAAAAAUUCCAUCGAAGAGUUGGAUCUUGAUUUGAAAGAUGGUAAUUUGGUUACCUCUGAUAACAUGGAGAAAACGCCUGAUUCUGGUAUUAGGUCUGCUUCUUACGAAACAUUGUCAGAGGUAGUUGACGCUGGAAAGACUAAAAAUGCAAACACUAAUGAUAGUCUCCAUCUCAAAAAUAAUAGAUCUAUAAAUGAUCUUCUCGAUGAUAUCAAAUCGUUUUCUGAUUUGCCAAGUCAACCUGAGGUUGUUUCUAAUAGGAACAAUAAUGAAACAAGACAGAAAACAGGUGAAAAUUUUGUGAAAGAUAUUCCAAAUAGGAACAAUAAUGUAGGGAAAAAUAAUGAGACAAGACCGAAAGAGGGGGAACAUUUUGUGAAAGAUAGUCUCUCCCCCAAAUCACCUAGUAACUCGUUUAAGCGACAUUAUUUCAUAGAUGAGGAUAUGAUGGAUAGAGUUGAUUUAACUGAGGAACAGAUGUACAGUCGAGGGAGGUCUCCAAGAUCGUUGGAUAAUUUGGGGAGUGGUGCUAUUGACAAGAAAUUGGGCAACUCAGUUUUGAUAAGACCGCGUGAUUUUGGGGGUGAUGAAACUUCUGCAAGGGAUGAUUCCCUUGAAAAUGAUAGGUUAUCAUUUAUGACUGAGAAUAAGCGGGAAAAGAGUAGAGAAAUAUUAGUAUUGGAUGAGAAUCAGCGGGAAAAGAGUGAAGAACGUUUGAAAUUAGACGAAGAAGAUGAAGGGAAAAUUGGUGGAAAUGGACUGGAAUAUUCUGAGGCUGGUAUAUCUAGAAUUUCGGUGAUUAAUCGUUUGAAAAAUAGUAACGAAAGUGAAAGUGAAAGAAGCAGAUUGUUGGGGGAUAGUGGUAAUGAUAGUAGGUUAGAAUUGAAGGGCAAGGCGUCGUCUCCUAGAAUUGAUAGUGAAUUUGAAAGUUAUCAAGAAAAUAUGAGGAGAAAAAUGCAGACCAAACUGAAUCAAUUGCAGAAGGAGCUGGAUGAUAAGUUGGAUGCAGCCAGAAAGGAGUUCAGCGAGAGAGAGAAAGCGGAAUUCGAGAGACUCGAGAGGGCAAUGAAUGAGAAACUAGACUUUUUGAGACAGGAGUUGAAAGACCAGGAGGAGAAGCGAAGGACUGCGAUGAGAGAAAUAACAGAUUCGUCAUUGGAAGAAUACAAACGUCAAUUAGAUGUGGAGAAAGAUGAGAAGUUGAAGAAGCUAGAAGAAGAGAAGAAGAACUUUUUAGAGAAGCAAGAAGAAAUCUCAAAGACUGAAUUGAAACGCGUGGAGGAUGAGACAAAUCAUCGGGUGCAGGCCAGUGUUCAUAUAUUAGCAAAGGUUGUGGAGGAGGUAAAGCAGCGGGAAGAAAAAGAAAUCGAGAGGAUAAAAAGCGAAAGUGAUGAGAGAAUGGAAUUGAUCAGGAAAGAGUAUGAGGCGAAACAGGAAGAGUUCACUGAAAAAAUGAAGCGGGAGACAGAGGUGAUUGAGCAAGAGAUGACACAGAUGAAAGUGCGCAGUCAGCAGAAAUGGGAUGAGGAGGAGAGGACGCGGAGGGAGCUGAGGGAGGCGGAGAGGAGGAGGCAGCAGGAGGAGGGGGUGAAUACGGCUGAUGAACACAGGGCGCAUAUGCAGGUGCUCCGAGAACAGUGCAAACAGGAGGAGGAAACUCUGCGAAAGAAACACGCUGACAAAGUGGAAAUACUGAAUAGAGCUUUGGAGAAAGAUUCUGUCGACAUAACUCAACUAACUCGUGACUUUGAAAAAGUGCGCUGUGAAAAGCGUCUGCUGGAGGACAAGUACCGCACUCUGAAGGAGAAGUACAUCAAGUUGAAGAGUGACAUCCGGCUCUCGUUGGAGCGCAAACGCCAGGCCAAGCUGAAUCGCAAGAACAGGGAACAGUCCACCACUGAGGAUACUGAUCGGUCCACGUCGCACAGCCGGACUGAGCCACAACUCAGGAGCAUUUCACCGAGAAAGAAGUACCAGAGCACCGACGAAGAGGGCCCGGGUGAGAGAGAGAACGUGACGCCGAAAACGAUCCGACGCCGGCCGACGUCGAUGGGAGGUCGUACGCCGGUCGUAGCGAGUCUGACCGUGUCGGACGAUCGUCGUGACGUGUCGGUGUCGCCCGUUAGUCCGGCGGCGACUCUGAACGGAAAAGGCGGUGGCAGUGAACUGGUGGUGGGGGAAGGGAGCAGUAAAAAUCCAAAAAACCUGGAAGUGGUUGGGGAAUGGGGCAGUAAGAACCCAAGAACCGGAGAAGUGGGGAUUGAAGGGGGUAGUAAGAAUCCAAAAAACGUCUGUGAUCCUUCCCCUGUGAGCCUGAUGGUGGCUAGAGGGGAAGGAAAUAUGGAUACUGAAGUAUCUGACACUGAGAUGUCCUCAUCAUUUGCCAGUCUUCCCCAAAAGACUGAACAAAAGGCUGAAGCUUCGAACAGACGCAGCGUGAAAUCGACGUGGACAAAGGAGAAGAAGACUGAUGAGACCAGAGGCAAUCCGCUGGAGAAUCUGAAACAACAGCUGGAGAAGUUGGAUGAGCUGGAGGAACAGUUUCCAGCAUCUGCGCACACUGACACCUACCUCAGAUAUCCGUUCAGCGGUCCCGCUGGCACCAGCUGUGAGCUGGAGUUCUACCGACAUCGUCUGCACUUGGAACGUGAGUCGGUGAAGCGAGCCAAGCAGGCUCUCAUCGACCAGAAGCGCAUUCUGGACGGCAGGCAGGCGCAACUCAAGCGAGCCUCACACACGUCGUCCGCUGUACAUCAACUGCAGAAGGAAGAGGUAGAACUGACAGACAUGGAGGUACACCUGCAUCGUACCAAAGCUCUGUUGGGAGAGAAGAUAAUUCGGCUGAAGAGGUUGGAACAGUCGCUAGAGCAGUGUGCGCCCUCUGUCACUCGCACCUCUCCCUCUAACACACUGUCAGAGGCCUCUCACAGUUCCGGGUUCAGCGGAAGUGAUCUUGACUCUAGUCCUUACGUGAAAGCAACCACUUUGAGACCUGAGAGGUAUUGGACAGAUGCGUCUUUCAACGUUCUGCAGAGCCUCGAGAAUAUCAACUGCGAAAUCAGAGAGAUCUGGGGAAUUCUUGGCAAACAGCAGAUACCAGAGUUGGGUCCCCCGCCACUGGUUCAGUACAGCGAUCUUCAACAGCACCGGGCCGAUCUGCAUCAUCCUGACCCCUACCACAUGCGGUUACAAACAGCUGAGAUAGCAGACCGCACAAGGGGCCUGCGCGAUUGGCUGGUCAAGGCCAGGCAUGAUCCCACCAAUCACUAGUCUCCAAACCUCGACCAAUCCCGUCACAGCUAACAGAAAGGUUACUGAUACUGGUCUAGUUAUCCGAAUGUAUAUCUUUGAAACAACUAUUCAUUUUUUUACAAAGGCAAGUUUCUACAAUAUGUUAAGCCUAGAUGAUGAUGAGGGAUUUAUGAUAAUACAGUGUAUAUUUUUAACAAUUAUUUAUUUAUUUAAAAAGGCAUAUUUCUGCAAGUAUUUUAAGCCUAUAGUCAGGUCCACGUUAUGGCAGUGUUUGAUUAGCAAUGGUAUUGCUAUCCUUGUCUAUCAUUCAACAAAGCGGAUAGUGCUACCUCUUUUUCGCUUUACUCUGUUGCCAGAUCGUCUUAUAACAAUGUGGAAUUAAUAAUAAUUAAUUAACAAAAUAUUUCAUCUUAAUUAUGAAAAUUCAUUAUGCGAUUAUUGAAGAAUAUAAUUCCUUGCUUAACCUAUCGGUAGUCGCGCCCUACUCAAUCACACGAGCAGUCGCGUGUUGUAUUUUGUACAACAUCCAAUUUUCCAAGUGUUAUGUACUCUGUUUACUGUCAAAACAUAUUAAUUAAUUAUGUAUUAUUUUUUCCAUCUUAUUGGAUUAUUUUACGCCUAUGAACAUUUGGAUGAUUACCAUUUCAUACCCCAAUAAGGUACAUCAAACAAAGCCUAUGUUAUUGUUUCGUAACACAAAUUCUAUGUUAUUGUUUUGUUUACUGUCCUCGUAUACAGUCUUUCCCUAUCUUAUGCAUAGUACGACUAAAUGGCACCUAAAGACUGAACCAUUGCUCGGUUGAUACUGCAACUCAAUGGAGUGAUGGGGGAAAGUUUUGGAAU
Molecule: messenger RNA, 5268 nt
Organism: Nilaparvata lugens (brown planthopper)
Lineage: Eukaryota; Metazoa; Arthropoda; Insecta; Hemiptera; Delphacidae
Product: GRIP and coiled-coil domain-containing protein 2-like
Exons: 17
Coding region: 211-4443 (1410 amino acids)
Source: RefSeq, a predicted model, not a curated record